This is a messenger RNA of Cydia strobilella, 7864 nucleotides long. RefSeq names its product DE-cadherin (gene shg). Gene Ontology annotation, cellular component: catenin complex; adherens junction; plasma membrane. NCBI's taxonomy places the organism in Eukaryota, Metazoa, Arthropoda, Insecta, Lepidoptera, Tortricidae. The record is from RefSeq and is a predicted model, not a curated record. Gene Ontology annotation, molecular function: cadherin binding; calcium ion binding. The transcript is spliced from 24 exons. Gene Ontology annotation, biological process: multicellular organism development; adherens junction organization; cell-cell junction assembly. Bases 430 to 4905 code for a protein of 1491 amino acids.
UUGUUCACUCACUUCGCGCCAGUCUGUCGCGAGCGAUGCGCCGGGAGGUUGUGUCUCGCGCCGCUGCCGCUCUCGCCAACUUCGAACUUAUUUAUCGGAAAUAUGUGAAGUUUCCGAACUUAAACUCGUGCAGAACUCCCGUACCGUUCGCUUUUAAUAAUGUUUAGUUAUCUUCAGACGUGUUUAAAGUGUAGUUUAGCGUAUUAAAACUUAAUAGGCUCACCGUUCCACUUUACCUGUGCUCGUCCCACGACCGUGCGAAGCGGCUACCUUAUCGGAUAAAUAAACGAACAUUUUUCAAAUGGAUGUGCUUGAGUUCUGUGAUAGUGUGCGUGGUUUGUGCGAUUACGAGACCUCGUGAGUGCUUCAGUGACAAGUCGCUUUAGCGACGUGUAAGAAAUAGUAAUAAAGUUAAGUUAUACUUGAAGAAUGUGGCGGGAAAGUCGAUGGGCGAUGUUGCUGCUGCUGGGAUCGCUCGCACUGGCGUCGGCGCAAUUCAAUAAAGCCCGAGAGCACACAUCACACCACGUCACAAGACUAAGGCACUCCAGACACCUCCAAGGGAACACACCUAAUAUAUACACAGCAUCCUUCGCCGGGACAUCACCCAAGCUGGCCGUGAAGGACAACCACAAACCACUGUUCACCGAGUGCCUCACCUACCGACCCACCGUUCAAGAGGAGCAGCCGCAAGGGACCUAUGUGUUUACGGUGCACGCUGAAGACCGGGAUCCCCCGGAGAUGGGGGGUACUGUCACGUACAAGUUCGUGUCCACUCCUGGGGAGAAGGAGCGUUUCCACGUCGACCCUGAGACUGGCCGAAUCACUACAGCUGAUGUUUUCGAUCGAGAUGAACCGUCCAGAGAGAAAGAAGCGUAUAUCACUGUGCGUGCGAGUGACAAUGGCCAACCACAGUUGGACGACGCUUGCACCAUCAAAAUAGUCAUCGAAGAUAUCAAUGACAACCAGCCAGUUUUCGACAAAGUUUCAUAUUCGGAAUCCGUGCCUCAAGACCUGCCAAGCGGACGCGAGGUGAUGAGGAUAUCAGCGACAGACAUCGACGACGGGAACAACUCCAUCGUCCACUAUAGUCUCGACACCAACUCGCCGGAUCAAGCUUAUUUCUAUAUAGACCCCGACAACGGAGUCAUAUUCUUAAAUAAGACUAUUGAUAAAGUACCUGGCUACAAAUUCAAGUUAAGCGCAAUAGUGAAGGACAUGGGCGAACCGCCGCAGCAGAGCUCUAUAACUUUGGACAUCCAAGUGGUGGAGUCUAACAAGAAAAGUCCUUCCUUCAUAGAAGUUCCAGAUGGGCCGAUAAGAUUAAAAGAAAAUUAUGCGGAUUUCAAUGCGCAUAUAGCUACAGUUAGAGCAGUUUCAAACAUUCCCGAAGAGAAGAAACUUCUGUUCGAACUUGUGAUGGGUCAGACUGAACAGACAAACAAAUGGCACACGUUCGUCUUAGAGUCUGAAGCCGACACAGCUUAUAUUAAGCUGGGGAACCAUUUAGAUUUCGAAAAAAUUACAGAUUAUACUUUAACAGUGAGAGUACAGAAUAAUUAUAACUUAGCGGCAGAAACUAUAAUUCAGAUAGAAGUAGAAGACGUAAACGAUAACAUUCCUAUAUUCAGUGAAGUAAGAUCUGGGAGUGUUCUAGAAAACGAACCUCCAGGCACACCUGUCAUGCAAGUCAGAGCUUUUGACGCUGACGGAACUUCAGUAAACAAUCAAGUGACUUACGAACUUGCUGAUCCUUCAGACCCUUUCUCCAUUGACAGUAUCACUGGAAACAUCACCACACUUAAAGAGUUCGAUAGAGAAGAACAAAAAUAUUACAAUAUUAAGAUUAUUGCCACUGACAAUUCUGAAUCUGCUCUGAUUCCUGGGAAACACAAUACUGGCCAACAAGUCUUUAGGAUAGAGAUAGCGGAUAAAAACGACAAUCCACCUCACUUUACACAGGAUACUUAUAUUGCGGAGUCGAUAGCGGAAAACGCCAAUAUUAACGUGUUGGUGACGCAAGUUGCGACGGUAGACAAAGAUUCAGCUUCCAAUGUCUCCUUUAGCAUCGUCGCCGGCAACACCUACGAUGCUUUUGUGAUCAGCCCCAUCACAGGCGAAAUAAGAGUGAACAACAAACUCGACUACGAAAACAUUACAAGCUACAGUCUGGAUGUCCGCGCUUUUGACGGCCUGUACGAAGACUACGCGAAAGUUAUUAUUAAUAUCGAAAACUUGAACGACAACCCGCCUAUAUUCGUAGCCAAUUAUUCGAAGACCAUUGAAGAAGAGAAAUUAUAUGAAGGAUGUAUGGUUAAGGUUGAAGCAUACGAUCCAGAUAUCAAAGACCGUAAUGCUCCCCAAAACAUCCAUUAUUCUUUAGUAAAACACGAACAAAAGGAGUUUCUCAAAAUCGACGAUGAUGGAUGCCUUCGACUGACGAAGCCUUUGGACCGAGACCCUCCUACCGGGUAUUCAACCUGGCAGGUCCUCAUAGUGGCCGCUGACCAAGGUGGCAAACUCGGUUCAGACAGCUUGAGAUCGACCACAGAAGUCAUUCUGCAGUUGACGGAUAUCAACGACAACGCACCCUUCCUUACUAAUACGGAGCCCGUAAUCUGGUACGAGAACGAGCCGCCAGGCGAGGUGGUCACCCUGACGGCGAAAGAUUACGACUCUAAGGAAAACGGACCCCCGUUUACCUUCGCACUAAACGAUUCGGCUUCGUCGUUGGAUAUACGGUCCAAAUUCCAGAUACAAGGAAACAAGCUAUGGACCCUAGUGUCGUUCGAUCGCGAGGAACGCAAGGAAUACAGAAUACCCGUCGCCAUCACGGACUCUGGCACCCCCAGGAUGACUGGGGUGUCCAUACUGCACGUUGUCAUCGGGGACAAGAACGACAAUCCUAUGGCGCCGGGGCAUAGCAACAUCUUCGUUUACAAUUAUAGGGGCGAAGCACCGGACACAGAAAUCGGUCGCGUGUACGUCUUGGACCCUGACGAUUGGGACUUACCAGACAAGAGGUUUAUGUGGCUGCCGUCCUACGAGCAGAGGAGCCCGUACUUCGACGUACACAGUAACACUGGAAUGAUCACCAUGAAGACUGGGACUCCGAACGGCACUUAUAUGCUGAAGUUUAAUGUGACAGAACAGAACGAGCCAAUCGUUCCAUUCCACUGGGUGGAGGCCACAGUCAACGUGACCAUCAAGGAGAUACCUGAGGAAGCUGUGGACAAGUCCGGCUCCAUCAGGUUCAUCAACGUUACCGCUGAGGAGUUCAUCGUCGACGAGGGUGAUGGCACAAGCAAAAAGGACAAGCUGCAUCACCGUCUAGCGAAGCUCUACAACACGUCUUUGGACAACGUGGACGUUUUCACUGUCUUCAACAAGCCUACAGUGAAAGAUGCGUUCCUUGACGUGAGGUUCUCUGCUCACGGCUCGCCGUACUAUCCGCCAGAGAAGCUGGAUAGCAUGGUCACCACGAUACAGGAGGAGUUGGAGAAAGAGCUGAACGCCAGAAUCUACAUGAUCAAUAUCGACGAGUGCAUGGUGGAGAAGGUCGAAUGCGAGGAUUCGUGCCGCAACGUGCUGAUGAAGAACAACGUGCCUCUGUCUGUGUACACGAACACCAGCAGCUUCGUUGGCGUGUCCGCGAGGGUUGAACCGGAGUGUACAUGUGAAGUGGAGAGCAGAAUCGUGUGUUUAAAUGGAGGUACACCGUUCGCCGACAAAUGCGAAUGCCCCGAAGGUCUCACCGGCCCCCGUUGUGAGCAGACUUCCAUUGGCUUCCAUGGAGACGGCUGGGCCAUGUACCCUCCACCACCGGCCUGCCAUGAAGGCCAUAUGACCCUCACUGUGACGUCACACACCAGCAACAGCCUGGUCUUCUAUCUGGGGCCCCUCAAAUACAAUCCUCUGCUGGAUGUUCAAGACUUCCUCUCCCUGGAACUCGUCGAUGGCUUCCCGAUCCUCCUGGUGAACUAUGGCUCCGGCACCACGAGGCUCAACAACAGCGUCGUCCACGUCGCGGACGGCAAGCCUCACCUCAUCGAGAUCGUGCUAAUGAAGAGUUCAAUAGAGAUGUUCGUGGAUCGGUGCAAGCUAUCCACUUGUAUGAGCCUGGCGGCGCCUAUUGCGCCAAGAGAGAUACUUAAUGUGAAUGGACCCCUUCAAUUGGGUGGAGCGACCAUCGACUUCAGACAUCUAGCACACCAAUUUGGCUGGCAGCACAUCCCCACCAACCAGCAUUUCGUUGGCUGCAUCAGCAACUUCACGUACAACGACUAUUAUUACAACCUCGGCGAGCCCUCCGUACACCGCAAGGCGGACCCGGGCUGCCAGCUCAGCGUUUCCACAGCGGUCACCUUCGGCAUCGACACUAAUUUCCUUGUAGCCAUAUUAGUGUGCAUCGCUAUCUUAGUCAUCCUACUACUAGCAGUGGUCGUCCACCGGCGCCGAGCGGACGCCUGGGCCGAGAAGGAAUUGGACGAUAUCAGGGAAAACAUCAUCGCCUACGAAGACGAGGGUGGCGGCGAAGGAGACGCUGGUUACGAUCUCCACGUGCUCAGGCAGAUGUACGAUGGACCGCCGCCGGAUCAGGAUGGCACGUUCAUGCAUGCGCCAGGAGUAGUAGGCGCAGCGCCCGACAUCUCCGGUUUUCUGGACGACAAGAAGUCAGUGCUGGAUCGCGACCCCGACAUCAACCCGUACGACGACGUGCGACACUACGCGUACGAGGGAGACGGCAACACUAGCGGCUCGCUCUCGUCGCUCGCCAGCUGUACGGACGACGGUGACCUAAAAUUCAACUAUCUAUCAACGUUCGGCCCUCGGUUCCGAAAACUAGCCGACAUGUACGGUGAGCCCGAGGACGACCGCGCGCCCCACGAGGAGUCAUGGUGCUAGCACCACGCCUGGCUCGUGUAGCCACCAAAAUCCACCCUCAUAUGACUCUAACACAAGGCCCAGCCCUGUGAGUGAAUAGACCAAGCUUCGAGAUGCCUUAUCGCUUCACGGCGUUUGAUUUUGACACCGUAGCCUGUGUUCCAAGUGAAAUUUAAGUGUUUGGACCCACCGUUGGAAUAAGUUCCCUGUUAAGAGCAGAAAAUCGAUCUAUAGGUAAUUAAGAAGCCUGUGAUAAUUAAUUCGAUUUAUUUUACAAGCACAGGAACUAAAUAGUUCCAUUACCUAUGAGUAAAGCAAUGAUUUUAAGGUUAGCUAAUAUUACGCCAUUUUUUGAGUUAUAUUUUUUUACUUCUGUGUAAAGGUUCUAUGCGUCUUCCAUUCAUUUCUGAGCUGAACUCAAUUAUUCUUGAACUUUUCUUAAUUCGUAGUCUCCCGAUAUCACAUUUACAAAUAUAUUCUCGGAAUAUCACAAAUUCUGACAAAUAAUUACGAAAAAACCAGACAGCUCAGAAAUAAAUGGAAUUGUAUUGAACCAACUUAAUAUCCCAUUUAGAAACUUCGCGUAACAUCACUUAAGAAUAUUGAAAACAUUAGACAUGUUAAAUAUGUUUUUAAGAAAAUGACUGAUUUGUAAAGUUGUUUAGGCAUCGUUGUAGAUACGCCUAAAUUAUUUCUUGUAGGUAUGGUAAUUUUAUAUAAAUUAAACUUAAGUACGUACGGCUUGGUUAGGAGUAAGUAAUUUUAGUUUUUGUAAGUACUGUCACAGAAUAAAUAUUUGUACUAGGUAUAGAAGUUUCACUCCAUAACAAAACGCGUCUUACGACAGAUAUGACCGCUAGGUGGCGCAAGCGCGAGCAGGCGUCCGUUACGUAGCGGUGCGCGGCAACUUAUGUCUAGACACCAAAAUUGGUGUAGGCCGCAUGUACCUACUUGUAGCGACGCGACGAAAUUGCGGAGUGAGCCACGCCUGGUAUUGCUGUAUGUUCAUUUGUUCAUUACUUUUGUAUGAAUGUAAAUUAUUGUACUGAAGAAAGAACAUCCUUGUGACUGGCAGUAUUUAGGCCAUUGCAGCUGAUUAAGUAGGAAUUAAAAGUUAAGUGCCAUUUUUUCACUUUUUGUAUUUAGUCAUGAUUUUUGACCAUUACGACUGUUUGGUCACGUUGAUUACUACAAUUUAAUAUAACAGUUGACAUUAACUAUUUUAAAAGUGACAUUUUACUGUUUGUAAUCUUUUGCUCUCGGUGUACGGCCUAAAUAAAGGACAAAUUAAGUACGCAAAUUAUUGCAGAUUCUUUCUCUCUCCGCUUGCCUACUAUUUGUAUUAUUUGACAGAGAAAGAGAAUGCAGUAAUGUUAAAGAAAACUUGUCGGUAUGAUAAUGUCAGAAGUGGUAUCCUUGUAAACCAUUAUUAAGGGCUAGUCUGUUUUUCAUGACCAUAAAAGAAAAUAAUUGAGAAUCAUCCGUGGUGCCGUUAAAGGCUUAUGCUUGUCUUAAAUCACAUCUUUAGUAUAGUUAACGCUAUCUCUACUGAGCUCGUUUACUUGCGUACUAACAAUGGCAUUCUGUUAAACAAAAGCCAUUAUUUCUUUUGUGAGAGCGCGUGGCCUUUUUGUGUCUGAAGCUCACAUACAAUGGCCACGCGCUCAGGCACAAAGGCCACGCGCUCACACAAAAGAAAUAAUGGCUUUUGUUUAAUAGAAUGCCAUUGUAAGUGAACGAGCUCAGUAGAGAUAGCGUUAACUAUAUACGUAUAAACGAUAUUUCCAAGUCAUUAUCUCAAGAUUGUUGUAACUUAAUUACAUUAAUUUGAUUUAUAAUUAUUAUCUCGAAGGUAAGUUGCUAUAUUUAUUAAUCAAUGCAAUUUGAUUAUGUUAAAUAUAUGUAAGUACAGUUACAUAAUACCUAAGCUUCAGUUUUAAAGACACCACAAUAUAUUUUUCACCACACCAACUAGUAAAGGCUCUCUUGAUUGUUCAAAAACUGAUGAGAAAGUUGCAUUUUACCCACAUGUGGGGCAAAGUAAUCUGAUGCAAAUUUUUGAGCUGUUUCCUUAUGAUGGCUUACUAUCUACUGAAUGUGCUACUGAAUUGACUUAUAAAUGAUGAUUUUAAAUGAUAAAUCCGUACUUAAUAUUAUAAAUGCGAAAGUCUGUCUGUCUGUCUUUCUGUCUGUGUGUUCCCUCUUCACGCUUAAACCGCUGAAUCGAUUUAGACGAAAUUUGGCCUAGAGAUAGGUUGAGUCCCUGAGAAGGACAUAGGAUAGUUUUUAUCCCGAAAAUCAUCCCUUAAGAAAGUAAAAAGCGAGGUGGAAUUGAGAUCAUUAUUGAAGUGCCUGCUAAUUUGUGUGCAUAAUUUGCUCAAAUUGAAGGAUUGCUAUGAGAAUUUUUCCAGGCGCUAUACUUACUUUAGCUGCUGUUACUAAGUCCACGCAGACGAAGUCGCGGGCAAACGCUAGUAUUUAAUAACGUCCAUUUGGAUUUGAUUUUGUUUGAUAUUGUACAGUUAGUAUUUUCGUCGCGUUGGUGUGGUGAAAAAUGUUGUGUUUCACUAGGCGGCAAAAUUUGUUUAACCCUCUCGUGCCUUGAAACCCUCGCAACGCCCAAGAUUCCAUUUUUCGAACCCCUCGCUAAGCUCGUGGUUCAAUUUUGGAAUCUUUCGCUUGCUCGGGUGUCAAUAUUAACACGAGCGGUUAAACAACAACUUUGCCCCCUUGUUAAACAAUUAACAACAACUAUUGAUGUCAUAAGACACAAGCUAGACCUUAACAGGUUAAAUUCCUUGGUAUGGAGUACGUCCAUUGGUGUUAGUGUUAAGUUUCUUUUUAUAUUCUUUAAUACUAUGACGUAAUUUUAUUUUAUUGAAGGCAAACUUGUUUUUUUGUCAAUUAUUUAUACAAUUUGUUUGUAACAUAAACGUCCAGUUUUAUAUGUGGUGCAUUUGAAUAAAGAAAUAAGAAUUUA